GCGAUUUACUAGCGUAGUGCGCAAGUGCGUUGCCUGUAAAGUCUGUGCUCUGAAGUAAAGAUGGCGACGUCCCUUAUCUGUGGCAGGGUGUCGGUGGGGCUGAGAAACUCUGGAUCCAGGAGGGCGAUCAAUGCCGCAGCCAAGGUGCUUGGUGGAGCUUCAGGAUUAUUUGCUAGUCAUGGAUUCCAACAACUCCAGCAGCAGCAGAGGGCCCUCUCACUGCAUGAAUACAUGAGCAUUGGGCUGCUGAAAGAGUCGGGCAUCUCCGUACCCAAGGGAAUGGUGGCAAGCUCCGCUGAAGAAGCCUAUUCAGUUGCCAAAGAGAUAGGUUCCAAGGAUCUGGUAGUGAAGGCACAAGUCUUGGCUGGUGGCAGAGGAAAAGGCACAUUCGAAGGAGGCUUGAAGGGAGGGGUCAAGAUUGUUUUCUCCCCUGAAGAAGCCAGAGAUGUUUCCACCAAAAUGAUUGGGAAGAAGUUAUUUACAAAGCAGACAGGGGAGAAGGGCAGAAUAUGCAACCAGGUGUUUAUCUGUGAGCGCAGGUACCCAAGACGAGAGUACUACUUCGCAAUCACAAUGGAAAGGUCCUAUCAAGGCCCAGUUUUAAUAGGAAGCUCUCAGGGGGGUGUCAAUAUAGAAGAUGUAGCUGCAGAAAAUCCUGAGGCCAUCGUCAAGGAACCAAUUGAUAUUGUUGAAGGCAUCAAGAUGGAACAAGCUGUCAAGGUCGCACAAAAAAUGGGAUUCCCGCCUAACUUGAUCAACGAGGCUGCAGAAAACAUGAUCAAGCUGUACAAUUUAUUCCUGAAGUAUGACGCUUCCAUGUUGGAGAUCAACCCCAUGGUGGAAGACUCUUCUGGAAGCGUGAUGUGCAUGGAUGCCAAGUUAAACUUUGAUUCCAACGCAGAGUAUCGUCAGAAGAAAAUCUUUGAACUGCGGGACUGGAGCCAAGAAGACGAGCGAGACAGGCAGGCAGCCAAAUCUGAUCUCAACUACAUUGGCCUGGAUGGAGACAUUGGUUGCCUAGUUAAUGGAGCUGGCUUAGCAAUGGCCACAAUGGAUAUCAUCAAACUUCAUGGAGGGACUCCUGCCAAUUUCUUGGAUGUUGGAGGUGGUGCUACUGCUCAGCAAGUCACAGAUGCAUUUAAACUAAUCACUUCGGACAAAAAGGUGCUGGCCAUAUUGGUGAAUAUCUUUGGAGGUAUCAUGCGUUGUGAUGUUAUUGCACAAGGUAUUGUUAUGGCAGUUACGGAUCUGGACCUGAAGAUUCCUAUUGUGGUCAGAUUACAAGGAACACGAGUUGAUGAUGCAAAAGCUCUGAUAGCUGCCAGUAGCCUCAAGAUCCUGGCCUGUGAUGACUUGGAUGAAGCUGCAAAAAUGGUUGUCAGGCUUUCAGAAAUCGUAUCGCUGGCAAAAGAAGCUCAAGUGGAUGUGAAAUUCCAGCUGCCAAUCUAAUAAAGAAGAGCUGUGGUUCUGAAGCUUAUUCUUCACAAUACUGUUGGUUUAUUUUUUUCCUUUUUUUGUUUGCAUUUGUUUGGUGGCAUGAGCUCAACUUUAUUAACUGUUACACAGGGCCUGUGCAAAGCACAUGUGAUGUAUUGCUCUUGUAUCCCUGCAGGAUGUAUUUCCAUCUAGCUAUUUCAUACAAGCUUCCAAGGCAAUAAGAUCUUCCCAUAUAUAUAUAUAUAUAUAUAUAUAUAUAUAUAUAUAUAUAUAUAUAUAUAUAUAUAUAUAUAUAUAUAUAUAUAUAUAUAUAUAUAAUUACACACACAGUUCUGUUGUUUUAAAUGCGUAACUUUUCAUUAAGCUGCCUGUUGUUUCUUGAGAUAUUACGAGUCGAGAUUGGUUUAGUGUUGAUUUUCUCCUUAACAUUAACAUGUUAACAUAUUAGCCUUCGCUUAAAAGAAGCACCUGCAUCUCUUUUGUUAUAAACCUUGAUUUACCCAUAUCGACGGAAUGAGAAGAUAUUUAUUAAAAUGCUGUGUUCAAUCUUCUUAUUCUGUCAAUUUCUCAAGGUUCUCCCUUUCGUUGCACCACCCUAUACCAGUCUAUUCCUGCCUAGAAACUUUCAAACUCAUUCACCACAGAGAAUCAUGCUCAAAUCAAUGCUAGUGACACUUUGUGAAAUGGCCCUAAAUAUUUUCUUGACAAUGGACUGAAAUGUGCACUUUGUAAAAGGAUGAAUAGAAACGGUGAUCCUUUUCCUUCAGACCAUUAAUGUGACUUCCACCUGAACAAAGGCUUGCUGUAAUGUAGAUUGUCCUUGUGUUUGAUUUAAAUACCUUGCUGGAUUUAAGGAUGUGACUCAGUUCAGAAUUGAUACAAGUUGGAAUAAUUUCAUUCUGGAUGCACAUGCAGGUGUGGUUGGGAAUUCCUUCGUAGAAAGUAGGAUUUUCAUAACCUUUUUGUGUGUGCUGUUGAUUUCCAAAGAACUAUGUGUUCACUUAUACCCUGGAUGUAAAAUCCACUGUAAAUUCAGGAGUAUCCAGGUUUAAAGGGGAAACACUUGGGGUGUGCUGAUUACUCAUAUUUUCUAAAUAACUUCUAAUUAAAUGGAAUAAAACAUCGGUUUCUCAACACAAAACAAUGCAGACCCUCUGUUUCCCUCUAUAACACAAUUAUUGGGUAUCAAUCAAUAAUAAGCUGUUUACUAUAGAACCUGUUAUAAUCAAACUAACUAAAACUCAGUUAUAUUUUCUAAGCGAUUGUCUUGCCUGCAGAAGUUAAUUGCUAUUGAUUGGUACUCAAUUGCAAAGGGUAGAGAAGGGCAGCUUUUCUUGUUUUGAAAUCAACACAUUAAUAAAUAAUUGUGUUUUUGAUUUAUUUAAUACCUGCUGACAAAUUCUUCUUGAAAGCAAUUACUCAGAAAAUGAGUAUCCGCACACACCAGGUAAACACUGGUUACAAUUUGCUGCUAGAUCUACAUGCUUUAGAACACGACACGUAGCUCUUGAAAGUCAAUUAUCAGUUUACGGACGGUAAACAGAUUGAAAAUGUUUCAUUUAAAGAACUGCAGUUGCCUUCUUGUAUUCAACAGACUAUAUAAAACUGUUAUGCUUUCAAUGUGUUGCUGUUAUUUCCCUUGUAAAUAAGGAGGCCUUGCUGUAAAAUAUUUAAACAUAUGGUUAAAGACUCUUAGUUGAAGGGCAUUCACACAUUGAAAAUGUAAUUCUUCAAAUAAAUUGUGUUGGUGUUAAA
Molecule: messenger RNA, 3192 nt
Organism: Acipenser ruthenus (sterlet)
Lineage: Eukaryota; Metazoa; Chordata; Actinopteri; Acipenseriformes; Acipenseridae
Product: succinate--CoA ligase [ADP-forming] subunit beta, mitochondrial-like
Exons: 11
Coding region: 61-1449 (462 amino acids)
Biological process (GO): tricarboxylic acid cycle; succinyl-CoA metabolic process
Cellular component (GO): succinate-CoA ligase complex; mitochondrion
Molecular function (GO): ATP binding; succinate-CoA ligase (ADP-forming) activity; metal ion binding
Source: RefSeq, a predicted model, not a curated record